Oncorhynchus keta (chum salmon) is the source of this 7404-nucleotide messenger RNA. Its product is annotated as nuclear receptor subfamily 1 group D member 2. Gene Ontology annotation, molecular function: zinc ion binding; nuclear receptor activity; RNA polymerase II cis-regulatory region sequence-specific DNA binding. Bases 4615 to 6246 code for a protein of 543 amino acids. The transcript is spliced from 9 exons. Gene Ontology annotation, biological process: positive regulation of transcription by RNA polymerase II; cell differentiation; negative regulation of transcription by RNA polymerase II. Lineage: Eukaryota; Metazoa; Chordata; Actinopteri; Salmoniformes; Salmonidae. The record is from RefSeq and is a predicted model, not a curated record.
CAAGCGCCCAGGCAAGUGGGAGUGGCUGACAACUGGGUCACAUGGUUAACGCACUAUUUAGAACAUUGAGUACAGAAAAGUCGUUCAACAAGGGAGUUCGUCCAGCGUCUUUCAUCUUGUUACAUAUUUUUAAAUGUACAAAAACUAUUCAGGUUGUAUUAGAUGCGGCAUAAAAGUCUCGGGAAUUUUGACUGAAAGAAGAUCGGGAACUUGUUUUGUUCAGGAUACUGACAUGAGAGUGCAGAUAAUUAUAUUCAUGCUACCAAUAUUUACUACAGAAAUGUAGUUGAGACUGAAUUAAUAUACAGUGUUGAGCUUUAGAUGAUCGACGCUUUUAAUUUGAGUUUGUUACAGUGUAACCACUGUGCUACUAAGGACAAUAGAACUUUGCAAUCCUUAAAGUCAAACUGGCGAGUUAUUGACAAUACAUUUAGUCAGCAUAGGUUGCUUGAUCCAAAUAUUCACGGAAUCGAGGCGCCUGCAGACAUGGGAUCAAUCAAGACUGGUAAGACCGGCUUUAUUAUCCGUGCUAUUACAAUGUUACAUGUAAUUGAAAGUGUCCACCUCUCGCUACAUUGAUCAGUUACUUGUUUGCAAAUGUGUUACUUUGUUACAAAUAUAGUGUUACUGUUGCUGUCUAGAAUCAAUGUGUCGUGCUAAGAAUCGGUUCUAGAAAAAAGCUUGUGCAAUCUGAUUUAUCUGUCAUUUUAUUUAGUUGUGUGCUUUUUAUACGUUAUAUGUGGACCACAAUUAGAAACCUUCUAAUGGAUUAUUUAGCUUUUGUGGUCUGCUUAUUGUCAAGCCAUGUAUAUGGGUUAGGAAUGCCACUGUGCUACGUUUGUGUUUGUUUUGACACUACAAUGUUCUACUUUGCUUCACCUCACAUGGACCAAGCUGCCUAGCCAUGUGCCGAUGCUUCUCGACUCUCACUGCUCAUUGGUCGAGAAGAGGCUGUGACGCAAUCAGUGCACACAUCUGCACUGAGUCCAAGCUCGCGGGCGGCAUGCAGGUCCACGUGAGCCUGAAGGAGGCUGUUUUGGUGACCUAGAUUUAAUCUCUUAGACAUGACAGCUCCACAUGUGGGUGGGUUUUGGAAGAGAAUAGUCGUAGCUGGUUAGGUAAUCAUGGCCAGGUCUUCGAGACCAUUAACUACAUUUAGGGCUACAUAGUAUAGUAUAAUAUAUAUGUUGAUUUUGUGACAGUACACCAAGCAGCAUGUGUAUUAUUUUCCUAGUUUGUCUUAUUUAGCCCAUAUUUAAGCAUUUGGUUUAAUGUCUACAUUCUUAUGUAAUAAUGUUAUUUAACACCAAUGACUACAAGAAUAACUUUGAUUUUGCCAGAAACUAAAAUAUGAUAUAUUUUUGUGCCCUGUCAAGCAAAAGAGCAGUAACUGCUCAUAAAUGGAAACUUAGAAAAAUGACUUCAGUGUUUUUUAAUUGUGGAGCCAAAUGAAUUGUAGUCAGAUCAUUGGAGAUGUUAACUGUUGUCUUUUUUCCCAGUUUAUUUUGUAUUCAUAUUGACCCUGACCUCUGGCAUUAUCUGGCAGUUACCGCCUUCUGGCUUGGUACACCCACUGGAAUGACGAUUUUCUUUUACAAUGCAAACUUGUGUUCGUACAUGUAUUUGUAUGUGGUUGUCAGUGUCAUGGUUUGAUACUUGUUUCAACAAACAACAAUAAAUUGGUAAACCAUAGUAACUACAGCCCAAAGCUUAGUGAUUCAAGGUUAAAAAUAAAUAAUUAAAAAGCAGUAACUGAGGUGAGCGAUUGCAUUUAAUGCUUUUUGUCUUUGGUUUCACUAACUUUUACCAGCCACUGCAAACAUGACAUCCCAUUUUAUCUGAAACACAUUUUGUCCACAUGAUAAAUCAUGUAUUUAAUGUAUCAUAAAUGUCAGCAGUCUUUUCAGGAAGCAAAGCCCCAUGGGACGCAGUGCCACUAAUUGGAAAUGGACACAGCAACAUUUUAUGGGUGGAAGGAACAUCAUCGAGAAGUUAGUCAUUCCCUCUGACAGUGAGCUUGAGAGUCAGGAAGAGUGGAUCCCCGAGACAGUUAAGAGGAGAAUGCCUGUCUGUUGACAAUGAGACUGAGUCUGAGGAUGAAGAUGUAUCAGAGGUUGAUAUUCCACACCUACCCCGGUGGACAACACCCCACAAUGCAUACUUCAAUGCUUACCCAGAAUGGCAGGGCCUGCUUUCAAGAUCUGAUGAUAUCAUGUCCCCCCUCCAGUACUUCAUGCAGGUUUUCUCUGAAGACAUUCUGGAAGUUAUUGUAGGGCAAUCAAAUCUAUAUGCGGUACAAUGUAACGCAAACAAGCCCCUUAACCUCACAACAAAAUAAUUGGAGCAGUUCCUGGGUAUUAUGGUGUACAUGUCGUUGUUUGGUUUACCCGGCACCCGCAUGUCUUGGAACAUCCCCUGCCGAGUGUCCCAAGUAGCUGACACCAUGAUACUGAAUAGAUGGGAGGGAGGCCAUCAAAAAAUCCCUGAGGUUGACAGGUGGGAUCUCAAGCGAAAGAUGAUCACAUAAGUGUCCUGAAUAUGGGUGGGGUGGGAUGGAUCUGCUUGACUCACUGAUUUGCACUGUACCGGAACAAAAUCAGAUCAAGGAGGUGGUACGGCAGGCUGGUGUUUCACUUCCUGGAUAUGAUCAUCGUGACCACCUGGCUGCUCUACUGAAGAGAUUGUAAGGGCACUGGCAUGAGAAAGAAGGAACAAAUAAGCUGUAUACCUUCAAGUUAUACAUCUCUGAAGGCCUAUGCAAAAGUGGAAAUAGUCUGGAGCGCAAGAAAGGUCGUCCCAGUUCCACAAUUGCUGGUGAGUAUGAGGAGAAAAGGGCCCACUGCUCCAAUUCCAGUCCCUGAUGUGCACCUGGAUGCCACGGCCCACUAGAUGAUUAUGGCUGAAACGAAGGGGAGACGCAAGGUACACCAAAAUCCAAGUGCCAGAAUUGUGAUGUCCACCUCUGUUUCACAUCCACCAGCAACUGCUUCCUGAGGUUCCACACAGAAUUGGAAAUCAGAGUGUGCUUUGUCAAAAAGAGAAACACUGAUUCAAACAUUAACCCACACAAACACACAUUCAGAAACACUCAAACACACACACACACUCGCACAUAUAGGCUAUACCCUCCAAACACACACACAUAUACACCACACACACACAGUCAUUUGGAUAUUGGUUUAUAUGUUUAUAUGAAAUGUGAGAAACAUUUAUACAUGAGGUGUUAGUUGUAGUUUGUUUAUUUGAUUCUUGAUGUUUUGACUUUAAAGCUUCUAAUUGUGAUUGGUUGGAAAUAAAACCCGUUCCAAUUCAUAUAUUACUUAUUUUCCUUAUUCCGCUGAUCAUAUGUAUUAUAGAAAACUAGACACAUUUUAUGAUGGAUAUAUUAAUAGGGACCUCCAAGCUCCCAAAGAAAUUGGGUGAAAUAUCUUUUCCCCCACAAAAUAAUUAAGGGUUAAGUAAUUUAGGUCAAAUGGAAGAUAUUUGCGAUUUUUAUUAUGUUUCUGUGUGUCAUGUAACACACUUUGUCACCCUGUUCCCAAACGUCUUUAAAUAAAGUAUUUUUGUGAUUAUUUGUGUUUUUGUUUAAAACAAACCGUCAAUAAUGGUGACAUGCAUGACCCUGGCUGGGACUGCAGGCUUUGCUGUACUGUUUAGAAUAAACACCCAUAGAGCCAGUUUGUUAUGUAACAGUGGUGUUAUUGUAUCGCCAGGCAUGAGGUAGUAAAACAGGUCAAGCCUCCCGGGUGGUGCAGUGGUUAAGAGCGCUGUACUGCAGCGCCAGCUGUGCCACCAGAGACUCGGGAGGUCCGUGGGGCGACGCACAAUUGGCCUAGCGUCGUCCGGGUUAGGGAGGGCUUGGUCGGUAGGGAUGUCCUUGUCUCAUCGCGCACCAGCGACUCCUGUGGCGGGCCUGGGAGCAGUGCCCGCUGACCAAGGUUGCCAGGUGCACAGUGUUUCCUCCGACACAUUGGUGCGGCUGGCUUCUGGGUUGGAUGCGCGCUGUGUUAAGAAGCAGUGCAGCUUGAUUGGGUUGUGUAUCGGAGGACGCAUGACUUUCAACCUUCGUCUCUCCCGAGCCCGUACGGGAGAUGUAGCGAUGAGACAAGAUAGUAGCUACUAAACAAUUGGAUACCACGAAAUUGGGGAGAAAAACGGGUAAAACAAAUUAAAACACACAAAAAAAACAGGUCAAUAUAGAGCAGGACAACAGUCAUGCUCUAUAUUGGAAGUGGCAAAGGUAAUCAGGCAGAUGUUUUAUGAUUUAUAUAUGGUUUAUUAUUUACCUUUUGAAAUAGUUGGUCGAUUUCCAUCACUAUUAUAACCUUACUCUGACAUACAAUGGGGUAAAAACUUAGAAUAAUAAUUUGUGUCUCUCUUAGUUGUUACAAAAUAUUUCGACUUCAAUAUUAUGUUUUUGAUAUGACAUAUAUUUGAUUUAUUUUCCAAUAACCUUUUGUGUUUUUUUUCCUUCUCCCCUCAGGUGGUGUAAUAACUUACAUCUCCUCUGGCUCCGCCUCCAGCCCGGAGUCUUGUUUGAGUGACAGUUGCAGCAGCAGCUACCUGUGCUCCUCUCCACCUCAUCCCUCACUGCCAAGCCGGGCAGUAGGAAUCAUGGUGGACAUCGCCCGCACUACAACAGCCAAGCACCCACGUAGCCACGGCACAGAGAAGACUGGGCGAUCUACCUCCGCUAAGAGCAGCAUCACCAAGAUCAACGGCAUGGUGUUGUUGUGUAAGGUGUGCGGUGACGUGGCCUCAGGGUUCCACUAUGGCGUCCACGCCUGCGAGGGCUGUAAGGGUUUCUUCAGGAGGAGCAUCCAGCAUAGCAUCCGGUAUAAGAAGUGCCUGAAGAUGGAGAACUGCACCGUCAUAAGGAUCAACAGGAACCGCUGUCAGCAGUGCCGCUUCAAGAAGUGUCUGGCUGUGGGCAUGUCUAGAGACUCUGUUAGGUUUGGCCGCAUCCCAAAGAGAGAGAAGCAGCGCAUGCUGCUGGAGAUGCAGAACGCCAUGAACAACAUGAUGAUGAACAACAACAGCCAGCUCCGCAGUAUACUCCACGGCACCCAGAGUCCACCCUGCCCCAUGGAAGGGCUCCCCAAUGACGGCAGCUCCUCUUCCUCUGCCUCUUCUUCCUCAUCUAGCUCGUCUUCAUCAGGCUCCAACCCUUCCUCACCCCGUUCCGUUCAAGACUCCCUGGAGACCAGCUCUAGCUCCGCCUCUUCCUGUUCGUCGGAUAGCGGUGAUGACGAGGUUCCUCCUUCCAGGGUGUGUCACCAGGGCACAUUCACGUACCGCCGUGAGCAGCAACAGUCCAUCAAAGAGGAAGCGGAGGAGUCACCUUCGCAGGUCGCCGGGGAAACUGUAAAAGACAGGAGAGACAGGCGCAUGGAGGAACUGCAGGAGAGCUGGAACCGCUGCAACGACGAUGCCAGGGGCUACCAGCCUAGUUGCAACAGUCAUCAACAAGUCUCCAACGUUCCCUACCGGGAAGAGAGAGUUGUUUACCAGCAACAGCCUGCGCAGCUAGACGGCGCCCCCAGUGGUGGCAUGCCAGAAGACUCCUGCAGCCUCCAUCACAGGAGCGACAACACAAUGCACAACGUACAGACCGUCUCCAAUGACUACAGUGGACCAUCAUACAGCCUACAGGACCACAAGACAAACUUGGUCAUUCCUAGUCUCUAUGUGGACACCAGCCAGCGCAGCCAGGAGAUCUGGGAGGAGUUCUCCCUGAGUUUCAUCCCGGCCGUGCGCGAGGUUGUGGGGUUUGCCAAGAGGAUCCCGGGCUUCCGAGACCUCCCCGAGUACGACCAAGUCAGCCUGCUCAAAAACGGAACGUUUGAGGUGCUUAUGGUGCGCUUCGCUUCUCUGUUCGAUGUGUCCGAGCGCACUGUGACCUUCCUGACGGGGAAGUGUUACAGCUUGGAGCUGCUGCGGGCCGGGGAGCUGCUCACCUCCAUGUGUGACUUCAGCGAGAAGCUGGCCGCUCUGCAGCUGGACAAGGAUGAGAUGAGCCUCUUCAUUGCCGUCGUCCUCGUUUCUGCCGAUCGUUCGGGGAUCCAGGACUUGAAGUCAGUGGAGGCGCUGCAGGACACGCUGAUCCGAGCGCUGCAGAGUCUGAUCAUGAAGAACCACUCCAACGAGACUACCACCUUCACCAAGCUGCUGCUGAAGCUGCCCGAGCUGCGCUCCCUCAACAACAUACACUCUGAAGAACUGCUGGCCUUCAAAGUGCACUUGUAAUGGGACACUCACAAUAGGGCUCAUCUGACUCCUAAUACCCUCCUUCCACACUUUGAAACCAGGACUGGCCUCGUCUGCCACUCCUAUACGAGGACCCAGGGGAGAACUUAGGGACCUACCGUUUGCAGUCAACCAACUCAGUGUUUUUCUCCAGAAUGUAUUGAGAAGGUCUUCUUUUGAACUAUGUUGAUAGGGACAAAGGUCAAAGAAGAGAAAAUACUGUACUCUCGUCAUUGAAGGCUUGAGAACUGAGCUAUUGCUCGUGUGUGUGUGUGUGUGCGGGGCUUGUGGUUUUACCAAGUUAGAGGCACCUUUCUAUUUUUAAAGAAAAAGAUGAAGAAAUGCUAUAUCGGCUUUUUGAAAUGAUGAAGUGCAGAACUACUUGGUUUGUUUGUUAAAUCCAUUUAAUUCCAAAGUGAAUUGCUCACGAGCAGUGUGAAUGUGAUGAUUAUGCCACCUAUUGGAUGUUUCAUUCGAAGCGCAAUAUCAAUUGGUCAUUGUUUGACCCAAUAUGUUUGAUAAAAGCCCUCAAGACUCAAUGUAAACAUCUAUCUAUCAAAAAGAAUGCUUGAUGAAUCUGAUAAUUGCCCUAAUUGCAUGGCUAUCCUUAAGUGAACAACUUGAAAUUUUCCUCCCAACCCUCCGAGGAAGGACUCAUAUAUUUAUUUUUGAAUUGUUCAACUGUAUUGUUAUGUUUACUGUCCUUUGUGUAGGGUAUUUCAUUUGUCUGAAUAUUUCAUUUUUGCAUGUCUUUGUUAGCUGCUACUGCCACGCCUCCUUCUGGAGAGUUGUUGAUAGUACACUUUUUCAGCAACACAACUUUGCACAUUGUGUUGUGGACUGUCAACCUCCAAAAUCACACACGUGAGCACAGACCCACAUCAUGUGUGCUUGAUGUGAACACGAUGAACCUGAAGUGUUCCUUAACUGAUUCCCCUCCUUCCUCACAGUGAGGAGUUACUGGGUGGUUUUGACUUUGCCUCCUGACAUUUCAGCACUGACUUUAAAACUGAUAGUUUCCCCAUCUAUUGUGUUGUUGUUGAACAGUCUGUAUUUGUCUCCAUUUACUGACAAGAUUGCCAUUUGUAAUGAAUAGUUAUGCUAUAUGUCUAUCAUAUAAAUAUAUAUAAAUAGUAGAAAUAAAUACAAGUGAAGUUA